Messenger RNA from Pygocentrus nattereri (red-bellied piranha), 2703 nucleotides. RefSeq names its product anaphase promoting complex subunit 5 (gene anapc5). Gene Ontology annotation, cellular component: anaphase-promoting complex. NCBI's taxonomy places the organism in Eukaryota, Metazoa, Chordata, Actinopteri, Characiformes, Serrasalmidae. The transcript is spliced from 17 exons. The record is from RefSeq and is a predicted model, not a curated record. Gene Ontology annotation, molecular function: protein binding. Gene Ontology annotation, biological process: protein K11-linked ubiquitination; anaphase-promoting complex-dependent catabolic process; positive regulation of mitotic metaphase/anaphase transition. Bases 285 to 2573 code for a protein of 762 amino acids.
GGUGGGAAAACAGUUUAAAGCUUAGCAUGCAGCUCAAUCCAAAUACUACAGCUGUUCGCGUGUAGAAGCAGUUUAACGCGUAUCUGAAGGUUAAAUGGAGUCUAGAACGGCUCUAGAAUGGCUGUAGAAUGGCUGUAGAAUAUGGUCUGUGCUUGUAAAUCGUGCGCGGAUGAGCUGAAGCGUCGCUAGUUAGCCCGGGUAGCUAAGCUAGGGGGUCUGGUUGAGUCUGGUGGAUGAAGACACUUGUUUAUUAGAUGUUUAUAAGCGGUUAUUAACCCGCAGCGAUGGCGAGCGUACACGAGAGUCUGUACUUCAACCCUAUGAUGACCAACGGGGUGGUCCAGGCCAACAUCUUCGGCAUUAAGGACUGGGUCACGCCGUAUAAGAUCGCGGUUCUGGCUCUGCUUUAUGAGAUGGCGACGACCAAGUCCAUCGCUCUUCUGGACCGGAGGCGGUUAAACAAGCUCAUUCUGCCCCUGCAGCAGGGUCCAGAUUUAACGUUCGAGCAGUUCCUGAAGACGGUGAAGGAAUGCUGCCCUCGUAUGGUGAACGCUGUGAAGCUCAGGCUCUUUCCGAUGGCGGACAGUGAGCUGCAGGACAUGGAGCACUUCUUCACCAUUCUGCCCAACGCGUUCAGCGAUUCUGAAGCCUUUAAGACCAGCGUUGUGGGUCUGUUUAUGCGCCAGAUGCUGCUGGCCUAUAAUAAGCUCUCCUUCAGUCAGGUCUAUAAGCUCUUCCGCUCGCUGCAGCAGUACAGCCACCGCGGAGGCCGACCCCAGUGCGACCUCUCUGCCCUGACCACUGAGGACAUGGAGCUGACCAGCAACGAGGACACCAGCGUCGACCCAAUGGAGAAGGAUGAGCUGGACAUGGGAGCGCUGCACCAGUCGGACCUCCGCUCUGGCGAGACUCGAGGGCCACUCUCUCAGAAACAGGCCGAAUACUUCCUCGCCCGACAGGCAUACCUGUUGAAGAAUGAUGAGAAUAAAGCCAUGAAGCCGGCGAAGCUGCAGGACGAACUCAACAACAUCCUCAAGUUCAACCCGGAUUUUGCUGAGGCGCACUAUCUGAGCUAUCUGAACAGCAUGCGUGUUCAGGACGUGUACAUCUCCACCCACAGCCUGCUGCACUACUUCGACCGGCUCAUCCUGUCGGGAGGAGAAGGGAAGAGUAACGGUGAUGAGGGCUACGGACGCAGCCUGCGUUACGCCGUCCUCAAUCUGGCAACCCUGCACUGCCGCUUCGGACACUAUCAGCAGGCCGAUCUGGCCCUGCAGGAAGCCAUUCGGAUCGCGCAGGAGGCCAAUGAUCACGUCUGUCUCCAGCACUGCCUGAGUUGGUUGUACACAUUGGAGCAGAUGAAGGGGUCCGACAGCGUGGUGCUGACCGAAGACUCUGUCAAAAUGGCUGCCCACUUUUGUUUACCUUACCUGGCGUCUCUGGGAAUUCAGUCUCUGGUCCAGCAGGGGGCGCUGCAGGGCAUGCCGGCCAAUAAGCUGCUGGACGCUCUGCGGGGGACGGACAUCAUGCACUGGAAGCAGAGCCUGUCGGAGCUGAUAGACAUCAGUCUGGCUCAGACCGCGUCGAUAUGGAGGAUGUAUGGAAAGAGCACUAUGGCCCGGCAGCAGGCGCAGCUCCUGCUGAACAUGAACAGUCUGGAGCCGGUGAACUUCGGCGUUCAGCAGAACAACACAGAGCCUUUCGCCAUUGCGCUGUGCCACCUGGCGGAACUCCACGCAGAGCAGGGUUUCUAUGGAGCUGUGACUGACAUCGUUAAACAUCUGAAGCAGCAGUUUCCUCCUCACACUCAGCACGCCAAGCUGUGGAUGCUCUGUGACCUGAAGAUCCAGUUUGAGAAAGCAAUGAAUGAUGGGAAAUAUCACCUGGCAGAGCCCCACGUCACAGCCAUUUCAGCCCUGAACGCCACAGAGGGGCUGUACAGGAAAGCUCAGCUGCUGAAGGCUUUAAAUCAGACGUCAGACGCCUCCAGGGUCCUGCAGCGCGUUCAGCAGCUCAGUGAGAAGAACAAGAACACGGAGAUGAUCAUCAGGGUGAUGCUGGCCACCGCGGACCUGCACUGGGACUCGUCCGGAUUUGCCACGGCGCUCCCGCUCCUACUUCAGGCCUUAGCUUUAGCACGACAGCACAACCUGCAGAGCCUGGAGUCCGAGACCGUGCUGCACCUGGCCUUCACACAGCUGAUGUUGGGGGUCCCGGAGCAGGCUCUGGCUCUGGUUCAGGACGUGCUGGAGUGCGUGUUGGCUCAUGGUUCUGUGCUGGAUAAGGCCCGGGCUCUGCUGCUGGCCGCCCGCUGUCAGGCUGCUCUCGCUGCGACGGCGCCGGAGGAACACAGGCUGCGCGCUGUAGAGCUGUGUGUGGAGACUCUGGGUGAAGCUGCUCUGUAUUUCUCUCAGCUGAACUGUAAGCAGCGUCUGAGGGAGGUUUAUUACCUGCAGGCUCGCCUCCAUCACAGUCUGGGAAACGUCUCCGAGAGGAAUAAAAGCGCUCUGCUGUUCCGCCUCCUCAACCAGGAGCUUCCGCAGUCGGCCAGCGCGGCCGUCCCUCUGCUCUGACCCGCCUUCGCCACAGAACCCCGACCCGCGGGGAACCGUCUCCACUGCAGCACUGAAGCUUCUGUUAUUUGAUACUUGUGAGGAUGUAAAAUGUAAAAAGUGAUAAAUAAAAUUUAUUUUGGACCAGAAA